AUGGUUAGAAAUAUUGCAUUGAUAACAUUGACCAUAUUAUAUACAGGAAUGAUAAUAAUAAUCAUUUCUCUAUAUCAAAACAAUCGAUCUCAAUUGACAUCACUACUCUACCAAAAAUUUAAUAGUUCGAAUAUUAUAUCAACGAAAUCUUCUCAAUACAUAUGGUGUGUAAAUCAUUAUGGUCCAAAUAAUCAAUUAAAAGAUUUUAUCAAAUGUUGUAUUAUAGCAAAACUGAAUAAUUAUACUAUAGUCAUACCUCCAUUAUAUCCACAUUAUGGUCGAAGAAAAACACGAUCUAUUCAAUGGUUUGAUGAAUUUUAUGAUUUAAAACAAUUGAAUUUAGUUGUUAAUUUCAUAACACUUGAUCAAUUUAUAGCAAAAUUUAAGACUAAUAAAAAUAAAGUAAUGAUAGAUUGUUAUAUUCGACAAGCGGAAUUAAUUUCAAAUAGAAUGUGGUAUCCGAUGAAUACUCUUGUAUCGAUUCAGAAUUACUUUAAAAUAAAAAUCGAUUUUUAUCGUUAUGAAAAUAUUUCUCGAAAUUUAAAUAUGAAUGAAAUAUUGAAUAAAUCUAAAAAAUGUUCAUCUAUAUUUCUCCAUAUCCAUUAUACAGCAUUUGGACAAUAUUUCUCAUCUCCUAAUAUUUAUAUACAACCCAUUUUUCAACAUCUACAUCGUACUCCAUUAAUUCAACGUAUGGCAUCACAAUUAAUAACAUUAUUACCAAAUUUAGUUGUUGGAAAAAAUCAUUCUCAAGCUAAACUCUCAAAACUCGCUGUUAUUCAUAUGAGACUAGGUGAUUACAAUGUUAUGAGUUUAUCGAAUUACAUUCAGCAAAUAUUAUAUCUAAUUAAUAGUAGUGCUCAUUUUACACAUCUACAUAUAAUGUGUCCAUAUUUAACAUCUACAAAUAUAAAACAAUUAACUGAUAGUCUUCCAAUUGCAUUCACUACUACACAGCAUUUAUUAAAUUAUGUACGUUUUAUAUUGGAUGAUUAUUUAUAUGAUGUAUUAGAACAAGAAAUAGCUUAUCAGGCACCGAUUUUUAUUGCAUCACCUUGGUCAACUUAUUCAGCAACAGUUUUAAUACAAAAAGUCUAUCAUAAAAAAGGAAUUGUAUAUGUAUCAUCGAAAAAGAAUAGUAGUCGACCACUUCUUGUGACAGAAAAAAAAUGUAAAAUAUUUCAAAUAGUAUAUUUUAUAUAA
Molecule: messenger RNA, 1203 nt
Organism: Adineta steineri
Lineage: Eukaryota; Metazoa; Rotifera; Eurotatoria; Adinetida; Adinetidae
Source: the annotation of a GenBank genome assembly